GGAACCCCAGGUUUACCUGGUCCACCUGGUCCAGUAGGACCUCCAGGAGAAAGGGGUUUCACAGGAAAAGAUGGUCCCACAGGUCCCAGAGGCCCACCAGGACCAGCGGGUGCCCCAGGAGUUCCAGGAGUUGCCGGCCCGAGUGGAAAACCGGGGAAGCCAGGAGAUCGUGGGACACCAGGUGCACCUGGAAUGAAAGGAGAGAAAGGUGACAGGGGUGACAUUGCUUCUCAGAACAUGAUGCGAGCAGUUGCAAGACAAGUUUGUGAACAACUGAUAAAUGGCCAAAUGAGCCGGUUCAAUCAAAUGCUGAAUCAAAUCCCGAAUGAUUAUUAUUCAAACCGUAACCAGCCAGGGCCACCAGGACCACCUGGUCCCCCAGGAGCUGCUGGGUCAAGAGGAGAGCCUGGACCUGGAGGAAGACCAGGAUUCCCAGGACCUCCUGGGGUCCAAGGACCACCUGGUGAAAGAGGAAUGCCUGGAGAGAAAGGUGAAAGAGGGACUGGAUCUCAAGGACCGCGAGGUUUGCCGGGACCACCUGGUCCCCAAGGAGAAUCUAGAACUGGUCCACCAGGCUCCACAGGAUCACGAGGACCGCCAGGGCCACCAGGUCGUCCUGGAAAUGCGGGUAUUCGAGGUCCCCCAGGGCCACCAGGAUAUUGUGAUUCAUCCCAGUGUGCUAGCAUCCCUUACAAUGGCCAAGGAUUCCCAGAACCAUACGUGCCUGAAAGUGGACCCUAUCAACCUGAAGGUGAACCCUUUAUAGUACCUAUGGAGUCAGAAAGGAGAGAGGACGAGUAUGAGGACUAUGGAGUUGAAAUGCAUUCACCAGAAUAUCCUGAGCACAUGCGCUGGAAAAGAUCGCUGUCAAGAAAAGCACAAACAAACCCAUAAAAGAUCUGUGUCUUGUUUUGGUUUUUUUGGUUGGUGAUUUUUGUUUUUGCUAUACUUGCAUUUGCAGAUACACACAGGGAGAGUGCAUAAUUUCUUUUGCAAUAUAGCUUUCUGGUCUUAUCAGACGCACCUCUGUUUUGUAUCUUGCUUAUGCGGGGAUAGCAAUGUGCAUACCUAGAGACUUCAUAUUGCUCUGGAAACGCUUGUAAAAUACUUUUGCUUAUAGUGGCUGCAUACAGUUUAAUAUGUGCAUCCAGUUAUCCCAGUGCUGCCUUUUCAUUAAAACAGUGUAAAAACAAAUAAAUAAAAAAAAAG
Molecule: messenger RNA, 1209 nt
Organism: Antrostomus carolinensis (chuck-will's-widow)
Lineage: Eukaryota; Metazoa; Chordata; Aves; Caprimulgiformes; Caprimulgidae
Product: collagen alpha-1(XII) chain-like
Exons: 9
Biological process (GO): angiogenesis; endothelial cell morphogenesis; extracellular matrix organization
Molecular function (GO): extracellular matrix structural constituent conferring tensile strength
Source: RefSeq, a predicted model, not a curated record